AGAGGUGUGCGGGAAAGGAACGGAACGUUUAUCUAAACGAAAAAAGCCGCGCUCUUCUCACUUUGCAGGCUUGCUUCGAUAGAUUCCAACGAGGUCUUCUUUUUUUUCCCUCUUGGAAGGUGGCGCGUACUGCUCUUGUUCUUCUUGUGAGCAACGACGUUUCUUCUGAUUUGCUCUCUCCCCUUCUUUAGGCUAAGGAAAGUUAAAAAGGAAAGAACAGCAUUAAUUAUCAAUCUCAAUAGGUGUUUUUAGUGAGCCAUGUCGCGCGAGGUGAUCGAGGGCGUCAUUGAGCACCUCACCUACACGAAGGGCGUGUUGGGGGUGGUGGUGUGCACGGCUGCGGGAGAGCCGAUUCGCGAUAGCUUUCAAAACUUAGAUCGCUCGUUGGCGCAGUCGUACGCGGCGAUGGCGGCCGACCUUGCGCGUCAGGCGGCGUGUCUGUUCGAGCCGAUGAAAGCGUGUCCUGUAGCCGCUGCGCCGGAGAGUACGAAGGGCGCGUCACGGAAGAAGUCAGCGUCUGCCCCGCCCGUUUUACCGAUUCGGGAGAGUGCCGUAGAGCUGAUCCGCGUGCGCACGUUGUUGCACGAGAUUGUCGUCCGCUGCAGCGAGGGGUUUCUCCUCGUGGUCGUGCAGGAGCCCGUUGACUGA
This is a messenger RNA of Leptomonas pyrrhocoris, 648 nucleotides long. RefSeq lists its product as hypothetical. Gene Ontology annotation, biological process: microtubule-based movement. Gene Ontology annotation, molecular function: dynein intermediate chain binding. Lineage: Eukaryota; Euglenozoa; Kinetoplastea; Trypanosomatida; Trypanosomatidae. The transcript has a single exon. The record is from RefSeq and is a predicted model, not a curated record. The coding region runs from base 259 to 648 and encodes 129 amino acids. Gene Ontology annotation, cellular component: cytoplasmic dynein complex; cytoplasm.